Messenger RNA from Magnusiomyces paraingens, 1332 nucleotides. RefSeq lists its product as uncharacterized. NCBI's taxonomy places the organism in Eukaryota, Fungi, Ascomycota, Dipodascomycetes, Dipodascales, Dipodascaceae. The transcript has a single exon. Gene Ontology annotation, molecular function: translation initiation factor activity. The coding region runs from base 1 to 1332 and encodes 443 amino acids. Gene Ontology annotation, cellular component: cytoplasm; nucleus; eukaryotic translation initiation factor 3 complex. Gene Ontology annotation, biological process: translational initiation. The record is from RefSeq and is a predicted model, not a curated record.
AUGUCCACGGCCAAGACAUCUCCUGAGGCGCUCGAGCUCGCCCGUAAGUACGAUCUUACGCAAACGAUCAUUCCUUUUUUGGAUCCGCACCUUGUCUACCCCAUUGCGGAGUUCCUGGGCAAGAAGGGCAUUUACAGCAGCAAGGCCCUCGACCAACUACAGUACGAUCUCUUCAAAGAUUCGUGCAUGUUUGACUUUAUCAAUGAUCUCUGGAAGAAGCUGAAUCCUAGUGAGUCUGCCUUAUCUCUUGAUGACCGCAGGGCUGAUCUUGAUGCUCGCAUUGCUACCUAUGAGCGCGACCUCACUACUGUCUCGGAGGCCUUUGAAAACCCUGAGGUCCAGGCCAACCUCAAGGCUGACAAGGUUCAGAACCUGCGCAUGCUGGAAAAGUACAACAUUACUGUCGACCUCAUCAACUCUUUCUACUUCUUUGGUAAGGCUAACUUUAGCUGUGGAGACUACGCUGCUGCCUCCCGCAAGCUCCACCAGUUCCUGCUGCUCUCCACUGAUGCUAAGCUCAUUGCAUCAGCCCACUGGGGUAAGUUUGCCUCCGACCUGCUCGCCGGCGAGACCGAGGCUGCCCUUGAGGACCAGCAGUCUCUCCGUGACAUUGUCGACCAACGUUCAUUUGCCGACCCCUUGACUCAGCUUCAUAACCGUACCUGGAUCAUCCACUGGUCUCUUUUCCUCCUCCAGAACCCCAAUUUCAACAAGGAAGGCCUUGUCGACCUUUUCUUCUCCGCCUCUUAUAUUUCCACUAUCCAAGCUGCCUGCCCCUGGAUUAUCCGCUACCUUGCCGCUGCCGUCAUCUCUCUCAACACCAAGGGCCGCAACAACUCCAGCAACCAGCGCAGACUCAAGGACCUUGUCCGUGUUGUCGGCCAGGAGUUGUACGAGUACCAGGACCCCAUCACAGACUUUGUUCGUGCUCUCUACAUUGACUACGACUUUGCUGAAGCUCAAUCUAAGCUUCUCGAGGCUGAGUCUAUCCUCGCAAACGACUUCUUCCUUCACAACCUCACCGACUCCUUCCUUGACUCGGCCAGACACUUGGUUUCCGAGCUUUACUGCAGAAUCCACCAGCGCAUCGAUGUUAAGCAGCUCUCUGCUCGUCUCAAUCUCUCUCCUGAGCAGGGUGAGAAGUGGAUCGCUAACCUUAUCAAGGACACCAAGAUGGAUGCCAAGAUUAACGAGUCUGAUGGCACUGUUAUAAUGAACCACCCCGUCACUUCCGUCUAUCAGCAAGUCAUUGAAAAGACAAAGGGCCUUACCUUCCGAUCAAACCAGAUUCUUGCUCAGGCUCUCAACAAGAACGAAUCAGUUGUGGCUUAG